GUCGCUGUGGAUCGUUGUUAGUGCGGGAGAGCAGCAGUAGUGUGUGUAUGGAGACCGCGGUCGAUCAAACUCCUGCGGUCGAUAGAUCGGGAUGAGAACAGGAAUCCGAUGAUCCAGCAGUCCUACUCGAAUAAAGGACUAUUGUAUUUAAGAGAAUGAGAAUAAUAAGGCUUAAGGGGCUUGAUCACUCUGUUCAUCUCACUGGCUAGGUGGCUAACUGCUUGAUCUCCUAAUGGAAAGACCAUUUGAGUUUGUCUGAUGUGAGUGCUGGAUACAAUGAUUCUCGUGUUUCUUUAAAGUAACAUCAUCAAUGCAGCGCGAGCGCUCCAGCCUGAUGAAUGAUACAAAGUAACGGACCCAGAGAAACACAAGCCAAGACUGAGUGAACAAACUCUCGCAGGCCACCUUUAAUGUGCAUCUGCAAAGCACGCUACAGAGCCAUGGCUAUGAGGAUGUCUUAGCCCAGCGAGCACUCUGCAAGGGAUGACUCUGUCAGCUUUUCCCCCUUUGGGAACUUCAGGUAAUGAGUCAGCAUCAGUGAUGGAGAUCCAUUGAGUCCUGUCCCUGAUUCUACACUGCCCUUUCCCCCUUUACCCCUGCCCUGCCCGGCAAGUGCACGAACAUGCUGCGCUACCUCCCUCUCAAACUCGGCCGUUUGUACCGGUGUUUGAAGCUUCUAUUCAUCGUGGGCCUCUUUGUUAUCUUGCUGAUGAACACGCAGAACCUCUUUGCCUCUUUCCAAAAGAACGAACUUACCGACCGACGAUUCAUCAAUCUCAACAAGUGCCCGGCCUGCUUUGGCACCAGUUGGUGUCGUAAGUUUAUGAAUGGACAAAUAUCCUUCGAGACAUGGGGUCGCCUUCGCUUCCUUGAUGUCUUCAAUGUGAAAAACGUGUUCUUUGCCCAAUACGGGGAGCCUCGUGAGGGUACACGGAGGAUCGUACUCAAGCGAUUGGGUUCUAAUCAAGAGCUUACUGAUAUUGACCAGAAGAUUUGCAAGAGGGCAACGGGGCGUCCUCGUUGUGAUCUCAUCCAGGCCAUGUACAAGACCGAGUUUGCCCGACUCAAUGGGGACGUCAGACUCUUAACUCCAGACGUUGUUGAAGGCUGGUCAGACCUUGUUCAUUGUCCGUCCCAAAGACUGCUGGACAGAAUAGUCAGGAGGUACGCAGAGACAAAGGACUCUGGAAGCUUCCUGCUCAAGAACCUCAAAGAUACAGAAAGGAUGCAGCUCUUGAUGACAUUGGCUUUCAACCCAGAGCCCCUAGUGCUUCAGAGUUUCCCAUCAGAUGAAGGCUGGCCAUUCGCAAAGUACCUGGGCGCUUGUGGACGGAUGGUGGCGGUGAACUACGUGGGCGAGGAGCUUUGGAGUUUCUUCAACGCUCCUUGGGAGAAGAGAGUAGAUCUGGCCAAGCAACUGAUGGACAUUGCAGAGCAGCUCACUAACAAUGACUUCGACUUUGCUCUCUACCUGCUGGACGUCAGUUUCGAUAACUUUGCUGUGGGCCAGCGGGAUGGGAAAGUCAUCGUGGUGGACGCAGAGAAUGUGGUUGUGGCCGACAAGAGGUUGAUCAAACAAAAUAAACCUGAGAACUACGACGUCUGGUACGAGAGCAAGUUUGAGGAGUGUGACAAGGAGGCCUGCCUUUCCUUCUCCAAAGACAUGUUGUGUUCGCGGGUCACAGUGGACCACAACUAUUACGCAGUCUGUCAGAACCUUCUAUCGCGAUAUGCGACAUGGCGAGGCAGCUCUGGUGGGCUCCUUCACGACCCCCCGCCACGCAUAGCCAAAGACGGCCAGCUUGAAGCUCUGUUGGACGAGUGCGCCAACCCCAAAAAGCGGUACAGCCGCUUCCAGGCAGCUAAAGAACUGCGCGAGUACCUAACCCAGCUCAGUGGCACCUUGAGGUAAUGACAGGUCACACCUGUCAGUGCUCAACCUCCACCCAUCAGUGUCUGAUGAUGUCAUCGGGGUUUGGCGAUUCCCAUUGGACUCACGAUAAAGAGAUAGAGAACUGUGGGGGUCCAUGUCUUGAAGUUUUGACGUCUGGGCAAAAGGAAGCUUUGGUCAACUGUAACUCUAUCUCAGACCAAUCAUCCAUCACUUCUGUGUAUAUUUUGUUUUGCUUACAUUAAUUAAUAAAUUAUUGAAGAGUCUUAGGUUUAAUUUGCAAUAAAAGCUGCAGGUAUGCUAUUGUUGUUAAGACAGAAACAUACUUUACACAAGUAUGUAGACUUGAAUGCUUUGCCAACGCACUGCAAAUAGAUGUUAUUAUUCAGGUAGCUAGCAAUAAACUGUGGCAGGCCAAACUGACUUUUAAUCAUGUGCUGGAGAUUAAUUAUAUAUAAUUAAAUUUUCACUAGUUAAAAUGCUAAUUCUUGCAUUUUUACUUGCAGAAUUGAUUUCUAAUUGAUUUGAAUGAUUUCUAAUUCACUUCUGUUCAAAAUGCAAUUACAGAUAUCUAUAAUUAAUCUCUUACUAGUUAAAAUUCUAAAUAUUCAGAUGAUGACUAGUAUGUUCUUACUAGUAAAAAUAGUUUAAAACAAUUGUAUUAAAACUAGUUAUUUUUUAUAUCUGUUAUUGCAUUUUGAACAGAAGUGAAUGACAUAAUUGUGAAAUUCUACUAGUGAAAAUGCAGUUUUAGACAUCAAAACUUAUGUUUGUUACUAGUUGAAAUUCCAUGUUUUUCAAGAAUGUGUAUUUCCGCAAGUAAUAAUGUAAUUUUUAUAUCAAGAAUUAAAAAUUUGUACUAGUGCAAACCUUAACUAAUGAAAAUUUAAUUAUAGAUACUUCAAUAUAAUUAAUAUCCUGCAUAUGAUUAAAUGUUGAAAGGACUUGUGAUUAUUAAUGUCUAUAGUUUAAAGCUGAAGAGUGUAAUUUCUUCGCCACCAUCAUCACCAAACGCAAUUGCAAUCAACCUAUAAGUGUUUUUUUUUUUUUUUAUGAUGUCAGUACAUAUUAAGCUGGGAUAGAAGGAAAUAUUUAAUGAAGAAAAAGUUGCACAAAUCAGCUUUAAAUAACUUUAACUACCCUACUCAGCAAGAUUCUCUUCAAACUGUUGCUCCGCCACGACAGUAGUUCAACUGAAAGAGAAACAAAUCAUAGAAUGAGACCGUUUAAGCCAGUGACUACUAUAGCACCCCUUGUGACAAUGUUGAGAAUGCAACACAUACUUGCUAAACAGUUACGUCAUCAAUUGCAGUCUGACACAUUUCAUAAUGUAACAGCUCACAGAAUCAAGCUUAAGUAGCUAGAAGUGUCAAGGUUCAUGUACUUGCGCAAGUAUGUUUUCGGCCUUAACAUCCUGCAGUUUACUUUGAGUUUAAUUGCAAAAAUUGUUGACACUCAGAAAGGUGUCUGGGAAUGUUAGUUCACAGAGUGACUACAGUGAUCCCAAAAAGUAUUUGGACACUUAAGCCACACCUAUAAAUGUAUAAAAAUCAUUACAGUAGGUACAUAAUAUCAAACCAUAUGUCAUCUGCAAACAAAUGAUGCUAGACUUUUUCUCAGAACUUAAAUUUUUUUGCCAUUUUUGCAACUGUAGGGUAAGUUUUGUGGAUUUUAGUGGAUGCAUGAAGUCGUAGUUCAUCACAUGAACUAUGGACAUGUUCCACUAAUAUUUGACAGCCAGGUAAUGUCUUUUGGUCUUUAUGUUGAACAGUAUAUGUAGUGUUUUAUAAUUCAAAACCCAAUGAAGUUCUUUUUUGUGAAAUGCUUUGAUUAAAUAGUGUGCUUGUUCAAAUACUUGUUCGGGCCACUGUAUGUCUCAAACUUGUUAGAGAGUGUCUUCGUCUAAUUGUUUUACUUGCAUUCCAGAAAGAAUAUGUUUGGCAUAGUGUAAUUUUGAAAUGCUAAAGAGGAUUUCAAAAUCUGUACAUAAUUAGAGGAGAUUGGAGGGGAAAUGAGUUGAAAUUGCUUUGCAUAUACCAAAGAGUCUGGUUCUAUGUAACUCAAACCUCUAAAUUAAAGGGGCAGAGCUUCUCAGUAAAAAUGAGCAUUUUCAACCAAUCAAAUUUACCCCAGAGCAACUUCAUAAAUGCAUUUAGACUUGUUGCAAAAAUUUGUGUUUGUAUUAAUCAAGCAAAAGUCCAUGGAGGGCCACAAUGAAUAUAAAUUAUGUAUCACUAUUAAAUCAGAGCAAGGCCCAAGCAUCUAAUUGGCAAUUAACUAUAAAUGAUCUACUGGCAUAGGAUGUGUUGUAGCACUAUGAAACUCCACAACCUGGGAAUGUGCAUCCAUGCAGGCUUAAAAAGAGACUUUCUAUCUUUAAAAUCCAUCUUAACAUUUCAGUUACACAGCUCUGCAAUUGAAUUAAUCAAAAUGUAUUUAGAUGUCUCUAACACUUAAGAUCAUUUAACUUUGAGCCAUUCUUUCCCUCCCUUGGUUUGAUUUUGCACUUGGUGGACCGAUGAAUUAGAUCAGUAUGCUAAUGAGUAUAUGUUAGAUAGUGAAGUGUGCAAGUGCUUGACUGACAACAUCACUUCGUUGAGCAUGAACGUUUGAAAACUAGCUAAUUGCUUUCAAUUUAUUUUUUCUGCCAGAUCAAAUUAAUAAAAUAAAUCCAGAUUUUAAUCUUUGUAUUUCCAUGUUUGGGUUCUGGCCAUGCAGGCCCACAAUAGUCAAAGCAAUAAUUGUUGAUCACACCAUUAUCUCUGAAAAUCCCCUGCUUUCAUCAAAUCUUUACCUGUUAUUGGAUGGCCUCUCUUUGGGUGUUGGCACGUGAGGGAUAUUUUGCGUGCAUAAAUAACUGUCCGCUUUUGUACUGUAAGUAUAUUUCUGUUGAGUAUUUAAUCAGCUGUGUCUGAUUUUACUGUGCCUUUCAUUCAGAAGUUGUAUUUACAACUUUUUAGU
Messenger RNA from Myxocyprinus asiaticus (Chinese sucker), 4852 nucleotides. Its product is annotated as divergent protein kinase domain 2A-like. The record is from RefSeq and is a predicted model, not a curated record. The transcript is spliced from 4 exons. The coding region runs from base 623 to 1912 and encodes 429 amino acids. NCBI's taxonomy places the organism in Eukaryota, Metazoa, Chordata, Actinopteri, Cypriniformes, Catostomidae.